CCGCCCACACACCCAUCAAACCCCGCCGGCCGCCCUUCUCUGCCACCCCGCUUAGCCCGGUCCCCACCAGCCCCGGCUUCAGCGACUUUAUGGUGUACCCGUGGAGGUGGGGGGAGAACGCGCACAACGUCACCCUUAGCCCCGGACCCCCGGCCAGGCUCCCUAUGCACCCUGCCGAGCCUGGCCAAGCUGCCCGGGAGCCCGUCCAUGAUGCCAUCAGCCCCGGCCUGGCCAGGAGCAGCGGAGGAGGAGAGAUCUUUAAACUCAUUUGGUUCCCUUUCACAGGAUGGAAUCCGACGUGGCCGUCCAAGAGCAGAAACGGUUCGAGACUUGAUAAGUGAGGGCGAACACUCUUCAAGCAGGAUUCGGUGCAAUAUAUGCAAAAGAGUGUUUCCUCGAGAGAAGUCUUUACAAGCCCAUAAAAGAACACAUACAGGAGAGAGGCCUUACCUUUGUGACUAUCCUGAAUGUGGGAAAGCCUUUGUACAGAGUGGACAACUAAAAACACACCAGCGCCUGCACACCGGAGAGAAACCUUUUGUUUGCUCAGAAAAUGGUUGUUUGAGCCGUUUUACACAUGCAAACCGACAUUGCGCCAAGCAUCCAUAUGCAAGAUUGAGAAGAGAAGAACCGAACAGUAAAACCGGCAAAAUGCAAGUUGCUGAUAACAAAGAUACAGCAGAAUGGUUGGCAAAACACUGGGAAGGACAAGAACAGUUGCCGCCAACAUUAAAGAUGAAGCCCCUUCAGAAGGCAGACCAAGAGCAGCAAGAUCCACUAGAAUAUCUUCAGUCUGAUGAAGAUGAGGAAGAUGAAAAAAAUGGGCCUCAUUCUGCUGCUCGACGCUGUCUCCAGGAGCAGCGAGAGCGUAUGCAUGGCGCUCUGGCCCUGAUUGAGCUAGCCAACAUAGCUAGUUCACAGUUGCGCCAGUAA
This is a messenger RNA of Staurois parvus, 933 nucleotides long. The record is from the annotation of a GenBank genome assembly. NCBI's taxonomy places the organism in Eukaryota, Metazoa, Chordata, Amphibia, Anura, Ranidae.